AUGAAUUACGUUCAGCUGGAGAAGCUUGGAGAGGGUACAUACGCUACCGUCUACAAGGGGCGUUCAAGGACUACGAAUGAGAUUGUCGCUCUCAAGGAAAUCCACCUCGAUGCGGAGGAAGGCACGCCUUCUACUGCGAUCCGUGAGAUCUCGCUCAUGAAGGAGCUCAAGCACGUCAACAUCGUUCGCCUCUACGAUGUUAUCCACACCGAAACCAAGCUUGUGCUUAUAUUCGAGUAUUGCGACCGCGAUCUCAAGAAGUACAUGGACGUACACGGCGAUAGAGGCGCCCUCGAUCCUGUUACUGUCCGGAGCUUCAUGUACCAGCUACUCAAGGGAACCGCCUUCUGUCACGAGAACCGAGUUCUCCACCGAGACCUCAAACCACAGAAUUUGUUGAUUAACCGGAAGGGGGAAUUGAAAUUGGGCGACUUUGGCCUGGCAAGAGCGUUCGGUGUUCCUGUCAACACGUUUUCGAACGAGGUUGUCACACUAUGGUACCGUGCUCCUGAUGUCCUUAUGGGCUCUAGGACAUACAGUACCUCCAUCGAUAUAUGGUCGUGCGGAUGUAUCUUCGCCGAGAUGAUCUCUGGUGUCCCUCUUUUCCGGGGAAGAGACAAUCAAGAUCAGUUGUUGCAUAUCAUGCGAAUCAUAGGUACACCGGAUGACCGCGUGCUGCGCAAAAUUGCCAGUGAAGGCCAAACCGAAAAUCAGGGACCGCAGAAGCAGUAUCCCCGUUAUCCGAAGAUCCCCUUCCAUCAAGUUCUUCCCAAAGCCUCGCCUCAAGCGAUCGACCUACUCGAGCGCCUGCUCCAGUUCGACCCUGCCAAGCGUAUCACUGCCAAUGACGCACUGUCACACCCGUACUUCACCACCGCCAUACCAUACCCCAUUCCUCCUGUUCCUGGUGCGAUGGGUCCUCCAGCAUUCAAUUACCCCCACCCGCAUGCGCAACAGAUGCAGCAACAGCAACAACAGCAGUUACAGGCUCAAGCUCAAGCCCAGGCCGCUUAUGUACAAGCCACACAGGGGAUGCUUGCGCAUGGACAAGCACAGAUGUUCACGAACCCGGAUGGGCGGAUGGCUCAGGCACACGUGGCGGCUCAAGCCCAAUUUGCGCUCGCUGCUCAGGCUCAGGCUCAGGCGCAGGCGCAAGCUCAAGCUCAGGUACAGGGAGCCCAACAGCCGGCAGGUUACGGGAUGCAGUACCCUCAAUACGCGCCUGGACGAGCGUAG
Molecule: messenger RNA, 1236 nt
Organism: Sparassis crispa
Lineage: Eukaryota; Fungi; Basidiomycota; Agaricomycetes; Polyporales; Sparassidaceae
Product: Negative regulator of the PHO system
Exons: 7
Coding region: 1-1236 (411 amino acids)
Biological process (GO): protein phosphorylation
Cellular component (GO): nucleus; cytoplasm
Molecular function (GO): ATP binding; cyclin-dependent protein serine/threonine kinase activity
Source: RefSeq, a predicted model, not a curated record